AUGCCUCUCGUCGUCCCAGGAGUAACAGCCGACAACAUGCCCGAGGACAAGACCCAGGAGUGGAUGAACAAGCUUGUCGGCAAGACGCUAUCAGAGAACGAGCCAAGCUCAGAGACUUGCUUCUGCAAGAAGGACCUCCCUGAAUCCACCAGAGUUAUCGAGCCAGGCUCGAUGGUUACCAAGGACUUCAACCCCAACAGGCUGAAUGUACACGUCCAGGAAGACGGGACUGUUUCGCACGUUUCUCACGGUUAA
Molecule: messenger RNA, 255 nt
Organism: Podospora anserina S mat+
Lineage: Eukaryota; Fungi; Ascomycota; Sordariomycetes; Sordariales; Podosporaceae
Exons: 2
Coding region: 1-255 (84 amino acids)
Source: RefSeq, a predicted model, not a curated record